AUGCUAGAAGAAUAUGUUGAGGGUGAUAGUGGAAUUACAUUUAAUGUUCAACCAAAGUUGAAAGCUUUGGAGAUUGAUCAGAAGGCAUGUGAUGCUAUCCUUUGUGGAAGAUUUUAUCAGGUGCAUUUGAACAUACCAAAUGGUGACAUGGUUGGGCAUAUCAGUGUUGUUGAGGCUAGUGUUGUACCAUGCAAGACUGCUAAUGAUGCUGUUAAGGGGUUUAAUUUUGUGAAACAAAUGAUCUUGGAUGCAGUAGAUCAAGUGGGUGGAAUAUUUGUGGUGACUGUUGAUCAUGGUAAUGCUGCGGACAUGGUGAAGAUGAACAAGAAGGGAGAGCCUACUCUUCAUAAAGAAGGAAAUGUUCAAAUUUUAACCUCUCAUACUCUUCAGCCAGUAAGUUAG
Molecule: messenger RNA, 402 nt
Organism: Lactuca saligna
Lineage: Eukaryota; Viridiplantae; Streptophyta; Magnoliopsida; Asterales; Asteraceae
Source: the annotation of a GenBank genome assembly